CAAAUGUUCCACUGCUUCAUUGUCCGAGAAGAUGACAGAAAUUACCUCAGGUUUCUGUGGUACCGCAAUAACAAUGUCGAUGAUCGAAUUGUUGAAUACAGAAUGAAGGUGCAUGUCUUCGGCAACAGCCCAUCCCCAGCGGUAGCCACCUAUGGACUUAGGAGGACCGCGCAGGCAGGAGAAGGGGAGUUUGGGGAAGACGCCAAGCGAUUUGUAGAGCGAGAUUUCUACGUUGACGACGCACUUAAAUCAAUGCCCACGGCCUCAGAAGCCAUCGAUCUGCUCCAAAGAACGCAAGGAAUGUUAGCAACUGCUAACCUGAGACUUCACAAGAUAGCAUCCAGCAGCGCAGAAGGGAUCCAGCAUGUUGGGUUCAUAUUGGGCAAGGCCAAAUUGGCCCCACAACCGAAACAUACCAUCCCAAGGCUCGAGCUGUGUGGAGCCGUUCUAGCUACGGAAGUGGCGGAACUGAUCUUAGACGAAUUGGACGUCAAACUGGACGCAGUCAAGUUCCACACGGACAGUAAGGUCGUACUAGGCUACAUUAACAACCAAACCAGAAGGUUCUACACCUACAUCAGCAAUAGAGUGGAACGCAUCAGGAGAUCGACGCAGCCGGAGCAAUGGAAUUAUGUUCCAACUGACCAGAAUCCAGCAGAUCUCGCAACUAGGUCCGUCCCUGCAUCUCUGCUGAAGCAAACCAUCUGGCUGACGGGUCCAGCGUUCCUCUUACGACGUGACGGUGGCCCAUGUACACGAAAGAGACCUUUGGACUCAUAGAGCCCGAGUCCGACAAGGAGAUUCGUCCUCAAGUGACAACUUUCGUAACAGAUGUACGACCGAGAAGUCCACUGAGUCCACACCAUUUUGAACAUUUCUCGAAAUGGACGACGGUCGUGCGAGCGAUAGCACGUCUAACGCAUAACGCAGACUGCUUCCAUCGCCCGAUGAGAGGCACCACUGGUAGCUGCAAUGGAUGGCAUCACUGCACAGUGCCACGCACUGAAGAUGAGCUUUCCAGAGCAAGGAAAUCAAUCUUCCGCUGUGUGCAACAGGCAGCUUAUGCAAGUGAGAUCAGAUCCAUCAACAAGGGAGAAGACCUUCCUAGGGUCAGCACCCUCAGGAAGCUAAACCCUAGGAUGGACGAAGACGGCUUGCUCAGGAUCGGUGGUCGGCUAGGGAAUGCAAAAUUAGAUGAGAACGAAUGGAACCCCCUCAUAAUCCCAAGUCAGAGCCACAUUGCAAUUUGACUUGUGCGCCACUCUCACGAGAAGGUCAAGCACCAAGGUCGGCACUUCACAGAAGGAGCAAUCCGAUCUCCAGGGCUGUGGAUCGUUGGAGCAAAGAGGUGCGUCGCCAGCAUAAUCCACAAGUGUAUCAGGUGUUGCAAGCUACGUGGAAAACAGGAAGAACAGAAAAUGGCAGACCUCCCAGCCGAUCGACUCAGUGUAGAACCUCCCUUCACCUCUGUAGGGAUCGACGUGUUCGGACCAUGGACAGUCAUCUCCCGCCGCACCAGAGGAGGGCUCGCGAACAGCAAACGUUGGGCAGUGCUGUUCACCUGCAUGAGUACACGAGCAGUGCACAUCGAAGUCAUCGAGUCCAUCGACUCUUCGAGCUUUAUAAAUGCACUCCGGAGAUUCUUCGCCAUCAGAGGGCCAGCCAAGCAACUCCGUUCUGAUUGUGGAACCAAUUUCACUGGAGCAUGUAAAGAGCUUAAGAUCAGUACAGAGAAUGUCGAAGAUGAUUCU
Messenger RNA from Petromyzon marinus (sea lamprey), 1751 nucleotides. The record is from RefSeq and is a predicted model, not a curated record. NCBI's taxonomy places the organism in Eukaryota, Metazoa, Chordata, Hyperoartia, Petromyzontiformes, Petromyzontidae.